This is a messenger RNA of Solanum stenotomum, 1242 nucleotides long. RefSeq names its product protein PELPK1-like. Bases 1 to 1242 code for a protein of 413 amino acids. The transcript has a single exon. Lineage: Eukaryota; Viridiplantae; Streptophyta; Magnoliopsida; Solanales; Solanaceae. The record is from RefSeq and is a predicted model, not a curated record.
AUGGGGAACUCAAGAAGACAACAAUUUCCUCAUCAUCAAAUUGUAUAUGCCAUGACAUUUUGCUUGGUAAUUGCCACAAGUGUUGCAGCCUAUACACCUUAUAGUUAUUCCCCACAGGAAACCACGAAGCAAGAGAAACCUUAUUCCUCCGAAUAUAAGGUGCCAUCAAUUCCGAAAAGUACAUAUACUAAGGUGCCAUCAGCAUCGAAAGAGUACUUCAACGUGCCAUCAUUUCCAAAAGAAACUUAUACUAAGAGGCCAUCAGAAUCUAAAGAUUACUUCAAGGACGUGCCAUCAUUUCCAAAAGAUACUUACACAAAGGUGCCAUCAGAAUCAAAAGAGUACUACAAGGUGCCAUCAUUUUCAAAAGAUACAUACACUAAGGUGCCAUCAGAAUCAAAAGAGUACUUCAAGGCGCCAUCAUUUCCAAAAGAUACUUACACUAAGGUGCCAUCAAAAUCAAAAGAGUACUACAAGGUGCCAUCAACUCCAAAAGAUACUUACACUAAUGUUCCAUCAAAAUCAAAAGAGUACUUUAAGGUGCCAUCAUUUUCAAAAGAGAUGUAUACUAAGGAGCCAUCAAAAUCAAAAGAGUACUUCAAGGUGCCAUCAUUUCCAAAAGAUACUUAUACUAAGAGGCCAUCAGAAUCAAAAGAGUACUUCAAGGACGUGCCAUCCUUUUCGAAAGAUACUUAUACUAAGGUGCCAUUAGAAUCAAAAGAGUACUAUAAGGUGCCAUCAGCUUCUAAAGAUACUUACACUAAAGUGUCAUCAGAAUCAAAAGAGUACUUCAAGGUGCUAUCGUUUCCAAAAGAUGCUUAUACUAAGGUGCCAUCAGAAUCAACCAAGUACUUCAAGGAUGUGCCAUCAUUUCCAAAAGAUACCUAUACUAAGGUGCCAUCAGUCUCCAAAGAGUACUAUAAGGUGCCUUCAAUUCCAUCCGAAUCAAAAGAUAAUUACAAUUAUGAGCCACAAGUCCAUCAACAUGUUCACGAAGAUACUCACAAUGAGGAACCAUCAGUAACCCAGGAUUACAACAAGGUACCUUCCAUGUCAAAAGAUAACUAUGAAUACAAAGUGACAUUACCAAAACCUUUCUUUAAAUUACCACAUGUUGCUCAAUAUCGUCACCGCAAUUUGCCAUCACCAAAGAACUCAGAGAACUACCAAUAUCCUCCUCCUCCAUACAACUUCCAAUCUCCUUCUCCAUCCACUCCAUCUCCACCACCCCCUUAUUACUAA